Molecule: messenger RNA, 732 nt
Organism: Racocetra fulgida
Lineage: Eukaryota; Fungi; Glomeromycota; Glomeromycetes; Diversisporales; Gigasporaceae
Source: the annotation of a GenBank genome assembly
UUUAUCCUCAAUUCACUUGAUCCUCUCAAAGAGAAGAAGAAAGAAGCUAAAGCUAAAAGUGAGGAAGUAUUGGGAAAACUUGGGCGAAAUUUAAAAUUAAACGAAUAUGAAGAGGUGAUCUUGUCAGAAGUAAUCUUUUCUGAUGAAAUAGCCGUUGAUUUCAAGCGUCUUGAUUCAAUCAUUCAAUCUCUCCGCGAGUCUGUUAUAUAUCCAUUAUGUUAUCCACAAUUGUUUACUUCAACGUCAGGACUGUUGGGCGUCCCCAAAGGAGUAUUGCUUCAUGGUCCACCAGGAUGUGGUAAAACUAUGCUUGCCAAAGCCCUAGCCCGGGAAUCCGGUGCUACUUUUAUAAAUCUUCAUGUUUCGACGUUGACAGAUAAAUGGUUUGGAGAAUCAAAUAAAUUAGUUGCUGCAGUUUUCUCUGUCGCUAAAAAGCUUCAGCCAUGCAUUAUUUUCAUUGAUGAAAUCGAUGCUUUUUUGAGAGAAAGGCGAAGUAACGAUCAUGAGGAUAAUUUUGAUUAUGAUAAAUUAGUGUCUCAAACGGCUAACUUUUCUGGUACACUAUUGUCAUCUAUUUGUCUCUUUUCCCUUUUAAGUAUUAAUAUCAAUUUUACGUUUUCAAAAGGAAGUGAUUUGAAAGAAGCAUGCCGGAAUGCUGCUAUGAUUCCGAUCAGAGAAUAUAUGCGGGAUCAUGCUACUCCAGAGGGCGAUUUGAAGGAUAUCGAUCCGAAG